This is a messenger RNA of Monomorium pharaonis (pharaoh ant), 8523 nucleotides long. RefSeq names its product phospholipid-transporting ATPase ID (gene ATP8B). The coding region runs from base 1377 to 5822 and encodes 1481 amino acids. Gene Ontology annotation, molecular function: ATP binding; ATP hydrolysis activity; ATPase-coupled intramembrane lipid carrier activity. Lineage: Eukaryota; Metazoa; Arthropoda; Insecta; Hymenoptera; Formicidae. Gene Ontology annotation, biological process: phospholipid translocation; Golgi organization. Gene Ontology annotation, cellular component: plasma membrane. The transcript has 16 exons. The record is from RefSeq and is a predicted model, not a curated record.
GUCAUUGGACGACGCCUCGAGGUCGCACGUCUCUCGAUGCUCGAACGAGCGAGCGAGUCAGCCAGCCAGCUUAGCGAGCUUAGCCAGCUUAGCCAGUCAGCCAGGUAGCUAGCUAGUUCUUGCGUGUGCUGUGCGAGAGACUGUUUCGUUACGUCGAGUGCGCCGUCUUGAUUCUCCGUCGGAGAAAGAGAGAUAGAGAAAACGGACAUCCUCGGUGUGUGCUGCUGAUUCACAAUCGUGGUGCUGUUCGUGCGUGAUUACGCGUGCCCUCCACGGGUUCGUUGUCGAUCAGGUGUCCUUUCGCGCGCCGGCCCGUCGUCGUCGUCGAUUCGCGCUCGGUGCGCUCGCGAGGCGAUAGAUGCAGUGACGGUGACGACGACGACGACAACGACGACGACGACGGCGACGACGACGACGACGACGACGGCGACGACGACGGCGACGGCAGCGGUGAUGGUGAUAAUGAAGAUGAUAGUGAGAUAAAAGAACGGUGCCCGCCCAAUCACCGGCUGAUCUACUCGCGACUUGUGUCCCGAAGGGAAGAUCUUGCGUGUCCUGUUAGUUCGAUAAUAAUGAUACGACCAUUCGGUUCGUUUUACCGCCGUCAUCGUCUCGACCUCAUUUCCGUUUUGAUCGCAGGGGAUCGUGCUACGUAAACGUAACGUGAUCGUGGAACAUUCUCGGUGAUACGGUGUGAUGACACGGAUUCGCUAUCACGCAUGCCGACGUCAUCGCACCCACAUCUAAUACCUUUCCAUUCUGAUUUGUGGGCAAUCGACAAAGAGUUCGUCAGGGCGUUGAUAGGGCGACGAUCUUGAACCGCCGUCUACUAACUACAAAUCUCCUUCAUCCGCGCUGAUACGCUCAGGAUAACCAACGUUGACCUCAUCGUGACGGCGAUCGAUUGCCGUUUAAAAGCCUCACGGGCGUUCGUACGCGUCUCGUCGUCGCUACACGCGCUUACGCGAAGCCCUACUAUCGCAAAGACGUAACGAUUGCAUCAAAGAGGAAAAUUUCGAAACGGUAUCACGACAUCUCUUCACGAGAAAAACGCUUUCCGUGUCUUGCAAAAGGCAAAAUUUUCGUGAGUCCAAAUUUCUCAUGACUCAUUUGAAACACCGAGAGAAAUCUCAGCGGGAUUUUUUCGCGGUUACUCAACGCGGUGACGGACAAUUGCGUUUUACCCGGUGAAAGACGUACACUUUGGUGGUACGCAGCAACGAAUACAAGGGCAUUGGAUGUUUGUAUCCUACGGGAGAAUGUCAAUUGGACGAUUGGGUCACCGGAACGAGAGGCAGUCGAGUGGUGGUGCGGUGACCAGAUACGGCAGAAUUUGGAUCGCAAGGUGCCAGCUGGCGGACUAAUGCGGCCCCGCGAUGAUCGGCGGGGACGAGAAGACGGUGGUGGGUCCCAGGUGGAAGAACUAUGUAAGAGGAAACGAAGCACGAAGCGGGGGGGACGAGGUCAUCGUCUCGCCGCCGGUGGCGGCGUGGCUCAGGUGCCAGAAGGUGGCAGAAGAGGUGAAGGACUGCGACGGCGAGGUCGAGUCGAUAGAUGCAACGACGCGUCGUGGUUCCGCGAGGACAACAGCGGCGACGAUGUCCAGGAGCAUCGAGGCAGGCGGGCAACGCAGAUACUCGAUGCAGGAGGUCGAGGAGGACGACGACGGUGGUGGUAGCAGCCGCAGGAAACGAAAGAAGCGCCGGAAAACGCAGCGGAGCAAACAGUUGCAGCUGCAGCAACCGCAGCUGGAGGUGACGACUGGCGGCGGUCUGCAACGGUCACACGCACUCACUCUCGCCUCGUCAUCCGACGAGGUGGAAGCGGUAGGCGAGUGCUCGAAGAGGGACUCGUCGAGCAGCCUGGGCGGCGGUAGCCGGCACAACACGUUGCGGGAGUCCCUGCUGACGGUGCUAGGCAAACUGGUGAUCUGGAAGGGCACCAGGUACCGCUCCGCCACCGCCGCAUCGUCCUCUUCGUUGGCGCCACCGAAUUCGCCGCCCGCCACCGAGUGCAUCGGUCGUAGCACGUCCUUCUUCUCCAGCGAAACAGAGAGGCGGAUUCGCGCCAAUAAUCGCGAGUACAACUCACAGUUUAAUUACGCGAACAAUUACAUCAAGACGUCCAAAUAUUCGGUUCUGACGUUCCUACCAUUGAAUUUGUUCGAGCAAUUUCAGCGGCUCGCUAACUUUUACUUCCUAUGCCUCUUGGUGCUUCAAAUGAUCCCCGCCAUAUCCUCUUUGACCCCUAUCACCACAGCUAUACCGCUUAUAGGGGUACUCACGCUCACUGCCGUCAAAGAUGCCUAUGACGACUUUCAACGGCAUAGCAACGACUCUCAAGUAAAUAAUAGAAAAUCCCGGACUCUACGGGGUACUAAUCUUCGUGAGGAGAAAUGGUCGCAGGUUCAAGUGGGCGACGUAAUCAGAAUGGAGAAUGAUCAGUUCGUCGCAGCGGACGUUCUGCUGCUAUCGACGAGCGAGCCGAAUGGCCUCUGUUACAUCGAAACAGCAGAAUUGGACGGGGAGACAAAUUUGAAGUGUCGUCAGUGCCUGCCCGAAACUGCCGAAAUGAUGGACAACCACGAAUUGAUCGGCCAGUUCGAUGGAGAGAUCGUUUGUGAAACCCCUAAUAAUUUAUUAAAUAAAUUCGACGGAACGCUUACGUGGAAAGGAAAAAAGUACUCAUUGGAUAACGACAAGAUUAUUUUACGAGGCUGUGUGCUUAGGAAUACACAGUGGUGCUAUGGCAUGGUGAUCUUUGCGGGCAAGGAUACCAAACUGAUGCAAAACUCAGGGAAGACCAAAUUUAAGAGAACCUCUAUAGAUAGACUGCUGAAUCUUCUCAUUAUUGGGAUAGUGUUUUUUUUACUCUCCUUAUGUUUGUUCUGCAUGGUCGGCUGUGGUAUUUGGGAAAGCCUUGUGGGCCGUUAUUUUCAAGUGUAUCUACCGUGGGACUCGUUAGUGCCGAGCGAGCCUAUCACUGGUGCCACAGUGAUUGCCCUUCUCGUGUUCUUUUCGUACUCUAUCGUACUGAACACGGUGGUGCCAAUCAGUUUGUAUGUGAGUGUCGAAGUUAUUCGAUUUGUUCAAUCAUUUUUGAUAAAUUGGGACGAGGAGAUGUACUAUGCACCUACGAAAACGCACGCUAAAGCAAGGACUACUACCUUAAACGAGGAGUUGGGCCAAAUAGAGUACAUAUUCUCCGACAAAACCGGGACAUUAACGCAGAACAUAAUGACUUUUAACAAGUGUUCUGUGGCGGGCAAGUGUUAUGGCGACGUCAUUGAUGAAGUUACCGGCGAAAUUAUCGAUUUGAGCGAGACGGACAGAGCUGUUCCAACGGCGACAAUGCAGUGGAAGAACGGGCAAGAAUUUGUACGUCCAGUUUAUACACCAUUAAGUGGUCCAAAUGCACGUCUCCUGGAGCAAGCAGACAGGAUGCCUAAUACAACAUCGGAGUCUGGUAUCAACGGCAGUCAAAAGAUUCCACACAAGUCUUCAACAAUGCCACCUUUGGAUUUCUCGUUUAACAAGGAUUACGAACCUGAUUUUAAAUUCUACGAUCCCGCGUUGCUCGAAGCCGUGAGACGGGAAAAUCAAGAUGUCCACAAUUUUUUCAGACUGCUAGCACUUUGUCAUACCGUUAUGCCAGAAGAGAAAAACGGCAAGAUCGAAUACCAAGCACAAUCGCCUGACGAGGCUGCCUUAGUAUCCGCAGCUAGAAACUUUGGUUUUGUUUUUAAAGAGAGAUCGCCCAACAGUAUAACGAUUGAAGUAAUGGGAAAGAAAGAGAUAUACGAGCUUCUUUGCAUUCUAGAUUUUAAUAAUGUGCGAAAGAGGAUGUCCGUAAUUUUGAGAAAAGAUGGACACCUUCGAUUAUAUUGCAAGGGAGCUGAUAGCGUUAUUUACGAGCGAUUGAAAAAAGAUAGCGACGAGAUAAUGGCGAAGACACUGGACCAUCUAAAUAAGUUCGCAGGUGAAGGCUUAAGAACACUGUGCCUUUCCGUGAGGGAUUUGGAUGAAAGUUUUUUCAAUAAUUGGAAGCAACGCCAUCAAGAAGCGGCGUUAAGCCAGGAGCAUAGGGACGACAAGCUGGACGCAAUUUACGAGGAGAUAGAGAAGGAUAUGUCGUUAUUGGGCGCUACUGCCAUCGAGGAUAAAUUGCAAGACGGUGUACCUCAGACUAUCGCCAAUCUGAGUCUCGCCGGUAUCAAACUUUGGGUGUUGACCGGUGACAAACAAGAGACAGCUAUCAACAUCGGAUACUCGUGUCAGUUAUUAACGGAUGAUCUCACAGAUGUCUUUGUGGUAGACGGCACCACUUACGACGGCGUGGAAACGCAAUUAAUGCGAUAUUUGGAUACCAUUAAGUCGGCCUCGACCCAACAGAAACGGCCGACACUCUCCAUUGUCACAUUCAGGUGGGACAAGGAAAGCGAUACCGAAUACAAUCCUAGUAGAGAUGAACAAGACGAGCAUGAAAUGGAACAUUCAACAGGAUUUGCAGUAGUUAUUAAUGGGCAUUCUUUGGUUCACGCGUUACAUCCACAGUUAGAACAGCUUUUUCUAGAAGUGUCCAGCCAAUGUAAAGCUGUGAUAUGCUGUCGAGUGACGCCACUACAAAAGGCAAUGGUAGUUGAAUUAAUUAAGAAAAAUAAGUCCGCAGUCACUCUAGCAAUUGGCGAUGGCGCCAACGAUGUCUCGAUGAUAAAAACGGCUCACAUCGGCGUUGGUAUCAGCGGGCAGGAAGGAUUGCAGGCGGUGUUAGCAUCCGAUUAUUCGAUAGGGCAAUUUAGAUUUUUGGAGAGGUUACUUCUGGUCCACGGCAGAUGGUCGUACUACAGAAUGAGUAAAUUCCUUAGGUAUUUUUUUUACAAGAAUUUCGCAUUCACCCUUUGCCACAUCUGGUUUGCCUUUUUCUGCGGAUUCAGCGCACAGACUGUAUUCGAUCCUAUGUACAUUUCCGUAUACAAUCUAUUUUAUACCUCAUUACCAGUCUUAGCGGUUGGCAUUUUUGAUCAGGAUGUUAACGACAAGAACAGUCUAAUGUAUCCAAAGCUAUACACACCAGGAUUGCAAAAUUUGCUCUUCAACAAAAAGGAGUUUUGUUGGAGCGCUCUACAUGGAUUUUAUGCUAGUUGUGUAUUAUUUUUAGUACCUUACGGAACAUACAAGGAUGGGGUAUCGCCCAAGGGUUACGUACUUUCUGAUCACAUGCUGCUGGGCAGUGUAGUAGCCACUAUAUUAGUUAUAGUCGUGACCGUUCAAAUAGCCCUCGACACAUCAUACUGGACAAUUUUCAACCAUAUCAUGGUUUGGGGCUCGCUUAUUUGGUAUUUUAUUUUAGAUUAUUUCUACAAUUUCGUCAUAGGGGGUAGUUACGUCGGUAGUCUCACUAUGGCCAUGUCAGAAGCGACAUUUUGGUUUACUACAGUGAUAUCCUGUAUAAUUCUCGUGAUACCGGUACUGUCAUGGCGAUUCUUCUUCAUGGACGUUAGACCGACAUUGUCCGACAGAGUCAGACUGAAGCAGAGAUUAGCGCAGCUGCGUUCCCGUCAAAGCCAAGAUAUACUGCGUACUCCGUCUACAAGACGUACGAGGCGAUCUUUACGUUCAGGCUACGCCUUCGCUCAUCAAGAAGGUUUUGGCAGGCUCAUCACAUCUGGAAAAAUUAUGCGCAAAUUGCCAAAUGGUGCUGAUUUUAAGUUUUCUAUGCCGUUUACGAACAAUGUUACGAAGCAGGUUAACGUUGCUACGACAUCACCAAAGGACAACAGCGCAUCUAGAAAUUCACACACGCUGGACACGAUUAAUUUAUAAUAGCGCAAAUGUUUUAGUCAACUCAACGGACACUAAAGUGCAGGUGACUAGUGAAGUUCUCUUAAUUUUCUUGGUUACGAACAUUAAGUCAAAAUUGAACGCAUCAAAUUGGUCGGUUCUGGUGUAUCCCAUUGAAAUCGUGUUCCGAAUAUCUCAUUCUUUUAUGUGUGUUAAUUGAGAGGUGCGAGUGAUGUAUUGUAUGUAGUAUUCGAGAAGAUCUCGUGAAGCAUCGAUGUCUGUGAUUACGUUACAUUUAAUUUAAACAAUUAUUUAUUUGAGGAAAAUUUUGAUCAAUUAGAAACUCUUACGAUUUAUAACAGAUGCUUAUGAACAACGAUAGUACAUUAAAAUACGAAUGUAUGUAAUUUCUAACACAAUGAAUUCCAGUGGGAUACAUUGAGUUAUACUAAGUAGCAUAUGCUAUUUACGUCUAUACAUCACUGUUAAGCAUUUAUAGAUUUGUUACAAUUAUAACUUAAAUGUUAUGUAUUUACAUGUUCAAUAUUUUUAAAAUUAUAUUUUGCACUGUUUUCAAGUAUGUUGACGGUAUAUAGAUACUUGAUUUAAUAUUUUGUUGACACGAUUAUGUAUGUAAAUGAUGUUUUAUAAUAAUUAUAUACUUGUAUAGAAAAAUAGCUUAUGCUACAACAUAGACUACGAUCUGUUUUUAGUUAUAAAAUUUCGUAUUAAUAUAUGCGAAAAUCAAUCUUUAAAUAUCAUGUAAAUAAUAUUCGAUAUUUUUGUUCGAUAAAAGUUGAAAAAUGAUAAUUACGCAUCUUGAUUCCAUAUAUUAAUAUAAAACAACGUUGAGAAAGCAAGUAUUAAUAAAAAAUACAGAGGUGUAUGUUUUUUACCUUAUUGAAAUUAUGAUAUUAAUUUUCAAUUAUUGAAUACAUGAAUUUUAUUAUGAUUUAUUUAUACGUAUUAUAUAAAUAUAAAAUGUUAAUUUAUAACUUACAAAAAGUUGAGAGUUAUUUUAUACAAUUCAUAUGUCUUGAAAAGCAUUUUUUGCAUUGAAAACUUUAAACUGAUGGGAAAUAAAUUUUCAGCAUUUAAUAGUAUUUGUAAUCUUAUGGAUAAUUCUCAAUUUAUUUUAUUGAAAUUUGUAACGCGAAAACCAAUGCAAUAAUAAGAAAUAAUUUGCAUUGUUAUGCACUUCCUGUAUAUAUAAUAGAAGUAUUGUAUAGGUGUCAAAAUCUUGUAAUAUCUUAUCUUGUAUUAUACUAUUCUAAUACGAAUAUGAUUAUUGUAAAAACAGAAAAACGCGUUUACACGAUAUACUUUAAGAAUAAUAGUUACAUUGAUAAUUGCCUUUAUAAAACAUGGAUAUAACAAAUGAUUUAAAAUAUUGUAUCAUAGCAUUGACUGUAAAUAUUUUAAAGAGAUAUAUAUUAUAUAUUAAAUGUUAAGUAUACACAUUUUUUAAAAGAAAGUAAUAUAUAGAUAGAUCGAUUUAAAAAUUAAUAUGAAAAUAGUAGACUAUAUUAUAUUACACUAUUGCAGAUAAAGUUUGCCUUGGACUGACUAUUGAAUACAUAUAUUAAAGCGGAAAAACAGUAGCAAAACAAUAGAGAGUAUGUAUUUCUACUUUUAAUAUUACAAUGAAAUUUAGAAAGAAAUAGUUUGUACGGGAAAAGUAUGUUCCACAAUCAAAUCAUAAUUUUUGAAAAUGGAAAACAUUAGAAUUUUGGUUGCUUUUAAACAUUGUGCCUAAUCGUCAAACUACACAGAGUUUCUCGAGCUCUCCCGUGAUAUUUCAUUAGUUUAGAUUUAUGAUACAUAUACACACAUACACAUGUGCAUAUACAUACAUACAUACAUACAUACAUACAUACAUACAUACAUACAUACAUACAUACAUACAUACAUACAUACAUACACACACACAUACUUCAUUUUCUAUGUCAAUAACAAUUAUGAAAUAAAUAUAUUACUUUAACUUAUUAGUUCCAGGCGCAGCCAUUCAGUAGUUUAUAUCGCAAUCUCUUUUGUAUUACGUAAUAUAUUCAUCCAAAGUUUACAAUAUGAAAGUUGAUUCUGUAAAACAAUUUUCUGAAGUUUUUCUUUUGCUUGUCAUAAGAAAACGUCAAAUUUUUGAGUCAUUACAUUUUUGAAGAAAGUAAAUCAUCAUUAAUCCGUGAAAUGCUAGCAUAAUGUUCGCGUUCUUAAUUUGCUAAUGAUUCUUAUAUCUGGUUAUUUGUUAUAAAAUUUUUAUUCUGUUUUUCUAAAAUAAAAUUAAAUUACAAAUAACAAGGCAUUAUUGAAUGACUCUUUUGCAUGGUAAAGUAAAAUUUUGUUAAUAACAAUAUAAAUAAACUAAAGAAAUAAUUUGGAAGAUAUAUUUAUAUAAACACACUACAGAAUUCUAUAUUUUGUUAAAUUGAAAUCAUGUUAUCAUAAAACUUCUAUGUUCGAUGCUUCUUGUUUCUUCUCUACAUGUGGAAAAAAUAAGCUUAUAACAUUCUUUAUAAAAGCUGUUUAUGUGCAUUCAUUUUGCUAAUAUUUCGCGUUAUAUAACGUGUGUAUAUGUAAUUUAUCAACUAUACGAAUUACUUUCAAAAUUGAAUAUAAAAAUUUUUUAAUUUUUGUUGUAUAUUUGUAUGUGAGUUUCAGAAAUAUUAAAUAAGUUUUAUUUUAAAAAAACUUAGAGACUAAAAUUUUUCUGCUAACAUCCAAAAUACUACCUUGAGUUAUCGCGUGU